Striga asiatica is the source of this 2067-nucleotide messenger RNA. Lineage: Eukaryota; Viridiplantae; Streptophyta; Magnoliopsida; Lamiales; Orobanchaceae. The record is from the annotation of a GenBank genome assembly.
AUGGACGGCCAGGAUACCCGGCGGAGCAGCCGCAACCGCUUCCUUCUGGAUCGCUUCGAGAGCCUAGAGGCCAGCCACCAGAAACUUCGGCAGCAGUUUCAAAACUUCGUGCAGGAGAAGAUUGGAAACAGCAGCAGCGAUACCUUUCUUCCGGAAAACGAGGAGGUGGCGUCAGAUUCGGAGCGCCUGACGUCAUUUUCCGGCAUGGGUUGCUUCCCCGGCUCCUAUUCCUUCGGGAGUCCGUACAGGAGCGUGUUGGAGUACAUGGGUCAUGCAGUUCACGUGAGCAGGACUGGCUCAGGGGAAAUAAUCUACUGGAAUUAUGCAGCUGAAAAACUUUAUGGGUACAAAGAUAAUGAAGUAGUUGGGCAGAGUGUGAUCGAGCUUCUUUUUGAUGAAGUGCAUCAAUCUUCAGUUCUCGAGAUCAUGGAUAGGCUAUGCACCGGGGAAUCAUGGUCGGGUCAACUCCUUCUCAAGAAGAGGUCUGGUCAAAGUUUCAUGGCAAUGGUCAGUAAGAGCCCACUAUAUGAGGAGGGAAAGCUCACUGGUAUCAUCACUGUUUCUAGUGAUGCAGCAAUAUUUAAUAAUACGAGCUCUUGGCGUAAGUUUCGGAAAAUAAAUUUGAAGAGGAUCCAGUGGCAUUCACAAGCCCAAGUUCUUGCGGUGCCCGAAAUAUCAUCAUCAUUUCACAAUCUGAUUCCAAAGCCCGUGUUUGGUUCGUCUCUAGGGAGAUACAAAAACGAAGGAAUGAGUUCACAGAAAGAGGGCUCAACAUCUGUAUUCGUUCAACCUCCAAAUAUUAGAGUCGCGGAUGAUAACAUUCAACAAACUAGUCCAGAAGAUAGUUUUGCAAUUAGCAAUGGAGGUUCAGAUGAAACAUGUUCCCAUAAAGAGUCAAUGGGAAGGGAGUCUAUGGCCAACGAGCCAUACGUAAAGUCUAUAGUUUCAGAUGAUACAUGUUCGGGUCCUGAGAUUCAGUGGGAUGAUAUACAGCUAAAGGAGGAAAUUGGCCGUGGUUCAUUUGCAGCUGUGUAUCGUGGGGUCUGGAGUAGAUCGGAUGUUGCCGUCAAGGUUUAUGGUGGAGGCCAAUACACUGAGAAGACCUUAGUUAUCUACAAAAAAGAGAUUGAUGCCAUGAGAAGACUGAGGCACCCAAAUGUAUUAUUGUUUAUGGGAGCAGUGUGUACAGGCGAAAAACUUGCUAUAGUCACUGAGUACUUGAGAAGGGGAAGUCUCUUCAAAACACUUCAUAAGAACAACCAAUCAUUGGACACAAGACGACGUUUGAAGAUGGCUGUUGAUGUGGCAAGAGGCAUGAACUAUUUGCACCACAGAAAUCCUCCCAUACUACAUGGAGACCUGAAAUCUUCAAAUCUCCUAGUCGAUAAAAGCUGGACCGUCAAGGUGGGAGACUUCGGCUUGUCCAAGUUGAAGCGUGCUACUUUCUUGACAUCCAAAUCUGGAAGAGGCACACCUCCAUGGAUGGCACCUGAAGUCCUCCAAAACGAACCUUCCACAGAAAAGUCAGAUGUUUUCAGUUUUGGCGUCAUCCUGUGGGAACUCAUGACCGAGCGAAUCCCAUGGGGCGACCUCAAUUCCUUACAGGUUAAAGGAGUUGUUGGCUUCAUGGACCGUAGACUGGACCUUCCAGAAAAUAUCGAUCCUCGAGUACGUUCCAUCAUCUCACAGUGUUGGCAAAGUGAUCCUGAUAAUCGCCCAUCGUUUGAAGACAUCAUAAGUAAGAUUACCGAUUUGGUCCUUUCGGGAGACAAUGUGUCGGCUAUGAAACUUCACACGCCUUAAAAUAUAAUUUCAGGCUGACUGUCGACUAAUUACCUGAUAUAAGUGUGUAUUUUGUGUUUCGGCACAACCUAUAGUUUGUAUUGCAUUUGAGUUAGGGGAAAAAAACAGAAGAUGUGAGUAAGGAAUAAGAGCUUACAAAAUGUUAACUAUCAUAGGAUAAAAGCAUAUCAUUAUUUUCUUUAGACAUAGUUCAGCACAACCUGUAGUUUGUAUUGUAUUUGAGUGCCCAAUAGUUGACUAUACAGUUUCCAUUGUUACAGGAAU